CCCGGUCUCCCCGCGAUGGCUCUCCCCACGGCUCCCGGCAGCCCUCUCCCCGCCGUAGCCCGAGGGCGAGGACGGCGAAAGAGGCUCGUUUGGACUCCGAGCCAAAGCGAUGUCCUGCGAGCGUCCUUUGAGCGGAACCCGUACCCGGGCAUGGCCACCAGACAACAGCUGGCCCAGGCCAUCGGCGUUCCGGAGCCCAGGGUCCAGAUCUGGUUUCAGAAUGAGAGAUCGCGCCGCCUGAGGCAGCACCGGCGGGAAUCCAGGCCCUGGCCUGGGCCAAGCGGCCCCCGAGAAGGCCGGCGAAAGCGGACCGCCAUCACCCAAUCCCAGACCGCCGUGCUCCUCCGAGCCUUCGAGCAAGAGCGCUUUCCGGACUUCGCCACCAGGGAGGAGCUGGCCAGAGAGACGGGCCUCCCGGAGUCCAGGGUUCAGAUUUGGUUUCAGAACCGAAGGGCCAGGCAUCCAGGCCCGGCUGGCGGGGGACCCGCGCACGCAGGCGGCCUGGGCAACGCGGCCCCUGGCAGGUGCCGCUCUCCUCCCUCCUGGGUCGCCUCCACCCACACCGGGGCGUGGGGGGCGGCGCUUCCCGCACCCCACGUGCCCUGCGGGCCUGGGGCUCUUCCACAGGGCCCGGUCGCGAGCCAGGCAGUAAGAGCCGUGCCCCUGCUCCUGCAAGCACAGGCGGCACAGACAGAAGGAACCUGGCAACCUUCCCCGGCACUCGGGGCUUUCGGGUUCGCCGCCCCGGCUCCUCCGGAAGUGGCGCUCCCCCACCCUCAGAGCCUUCGGGGGCCUCCGCACCCGAGCGCGUGCCAGGAGGAGCGGGACGGGCAGCACGCCGGCCUGCCGGGGACGUGCUCCGUGGGACAGCUUGGGCCCGCUCCAGCCGACUCGCAGGGGCAAGGUGCGCUCGUGCCACACAGGGCCCACCAGGGUCCUUGGUGGGGCUGGGGCCAGGGGCCCCAGGUGGCCUGGGCGACAGGGGAACCCCAAGCCGGGCCACCUCCGCCGCCGAAGCCCGCACCUCCGGAGGCCUCCGCCUGGCAGGGGCAGAUGCACGCCCUGCAGGCGCUUUCCCAAGCGCUCCAGGAGCAGGAGGAGCGCUCGUCUGCGCUCACCUCCAGCCUGCUGGAUGAGCUCCUGUCGACCCCGGAGUUGCAGCAACAGACACGACCUUUCCUAGAGACGGAGCCACCUGGGGAGCUGAAGGAGGUGGAAGAGCUGGCUUGGCUGGAACCACCAAUGAUCCAGGAGGAAUACCGGGCUCUGCUGGAGGAGCUUUAA
Molecule: messenger RNA, 1284 nt
Organism: Sapajus apella (tufted capuchin)
Lineage: Eukaryota; Metazoa; Chordata; Mammalia; Primates; Cebidae
Product: double homeobox protein 4-like protein 4
Exons: 1
Coding region: 16-1284 (422 amino acids)
Molecular function (GO): DNA binding
Source: RefSeq, a predicted model, not a curated record